UGUGUACAUGAAUAUCUUUUAGCUAAAGAAGAUAAAGAAAAAAGUACAGUUGAAGAACGUAUGUUAACAACAUCAGAAAGAGUUUCACAUAUGGUAACACGUGUUGAAACAUUAAAACGAAAUAGUACUCAACAAACAGGUUAUUUUCAAAACUUUGAUGAACGUUUACAACGUCUUGAAGAUAUGCAAGCAACAACGUUACAAUUACUUAAUGUUCUUGUACAAAAAAUGCAAACAUCAUCAUCAAAUGAUCAAACAACAUUAAUUGAAAAUGCUUCAACGAAAUCAUUGGAUAAGAAAAUAAAAGAAAUUGAUGAUGAUGAAAUAUUAAAUUUUACAGCUGUAUCAUCACCUGAUGAUGUGAAAUUCCCUAUAUCAGCUUUAUUAUCAUCGGGUACAAAUCGAGCUAUGCGUUCAUCAAGUCUUACAAGUCGAAAACUAACAAAUCCUAUUCCAAUACCAAAUUCAGCUCCACCACAAAUUAUUAUUGGACCAUAUUCAGAAUUUUUAUCGAUUAAAAAUUCAGGUGCAUCAACAUUACCAGUUAAUGAUGAACUUUUAGGUAUUGGAACAACAGCACUUAGUGCAUCAUCAUCAUCAUCAGUAAAUGUUAUUGAUGAUACAAGUUAUCCAGGUUUAUAUGAAGCUGAAGAAACAGAACAUAAUAUAUAUGGAAAAUUAAUUAAAGAACGUUUUCGUAAAUUAUCUGAAGUUGUUGAAGAUAUUGAAAGAACAUUACCAAGACAUCAACAACGUCAAGAUGACAAACGUGAUAAAUGUGAUAUAACAGAUGAUGAUGAAACAUUAUCAACUAUAGAUUGGGUUGAUACGACUGGACGUGUUGCAUAUAAUAGUACACAUGUAUCACGAUUUGAUGUUAGUCAAGAUGAAAAUGGACAAACUUUUAUUGCAACAACUAUUCAAGAUAUACAAGAAACAGACAAGAGUUCAAUGCCUGAUGUUAUAAUUCAUCCACCCUUUGAUGACAAUACACAAUCGACAUAA
Rotaria sp. Silwood1 is the source of this 1005-nucleotide messenger RNA. Lineage: Eukaryota; Metazoa; Rotifera; Eurotatoria; Philodinida; Philodinidae. The record is from the annotation of a GenBank genome assembly.